AAAUAAGGAAUCUGUGUUGAUGUAUUUUCUCAUUUUUAUGUUUCACAUACAUGGCAAAACAUGUUAUGGAAAAGAAACACAAAUGUGGAAAGUGUUAUCUAUACAACAUAUAUAUCGUUAUCACACAUAUGGCAAGAGAAAACAUAAUUAUGAUUUGUGUGAAUUACUUUUUCUAAGAUAAGACUUUACACACUAGUGAUAAUGAAUAAGUGUUAAUUGUGUGACCAUGAGUAAAGAAGUAGUUUAAUCAUACACUGUACAGAAAAUACCUUGAUCUUUUAUUUGCAAUAAUUAUUUAACUAAUAUUUGACCUUCAACUAAUAAAAUUAUAAAUGUGGACAAUGCAAAAAAAGCCGAUCAAUUACAUCUAAAUUCUUUCUACUUUCUAACAACAUUUGACAAUGCCAAUGACUCAAGUGUCUAUUUAUUUUUUGCAAGCUUAUGUCGGUGUAACAAAGUAUUUAAAGUAGGUUAAUAAUGUAUUGCAAUACAUAGAGGAUAUUUGUUUAGUUCAGUGUAAGGUCGAAAUAUAUUUCACCCAGUGAGCACCAAAAGGUAUAUUUCACAGUGGCGCAGCCACGAGUGAAAUAUGAACUUUUGGUGUUCACAAGAUGAAAUAUAUUUAGAUCUUACACUAAACUAAACAAAUUUUCUUUUUAUUAUAUGCAAAGAAACGUUUUAAAAAGACAUUAAACCUAAUACUGGAUGAAAAGCGCGCCUAAUAAUAAAACGUGACGUCUUUUACGACGUCAUGUCAUUAAGUUGGUUCCCAGUACUGUGCACGCAGGUAUUUCACUGAAACAACGUAAGGGGGCGGGCUUAAAUUCAAAAACAGUGAAAUUAUCAAAUUGACAAUUUCACUGUUUAAAAGGGUGAGGUAAGAAAACCUGUUAGAUUUUGUCAAAUAAAAUAGGGACAUCAAAUAUCAUUUGACAAUAAUCAUCUUGAUACAAAUCUAAACAUUUGUAAAAAAAAAAAUAUACAGAAAUUUAACCAUGCCUUUUUCAAUUUAUAAUUAUUUUAAGUUGUUCCCCUAUCCACCAAUUUCAAACAAUUUACAGUAAAAAAUAUGCAUAAUACUUUUUUCUCAAUUUCAGAUUUUAUCAGAGACGUUAAAAUACAUGUAUUUAUAUGUCUCUGAUUUUAUAUAAAAAUAAGAGAAAACAUCAAACAUGAAGAAGAAGAAAAAAAAAACAUUAGAAAAAAUGCUUCCACGCCGUAUAGAAACUCUGUGUCCUCACUGAAAAUGAAUAUAGAAUGAAGACUUUGCAUUAGGCACCCAAUAACCGAAUGACUGUUUGUAGUUUCAUGUUAAAUGUCUGUGUAGAUCAAAUACAGAGGAAUAUGAUUUGAUUUUGUUUUGAUUUUAAGCUAUUGAGUGACAGAUGAAUUAGUUAAGAAAUUUAGAAGACAAAAUGUAAAAUUAGCUUACAUGAGCUUCAAUUUAUGAUCUGUACGAUUGUCAAAUAUGUGAUAAACAGAUAUAAUAAACAUCAUGUGUUUUUUUAGAUGAUAAAGGUCUCCUUUACACCAUGUACAGGUUCUAUCAUGUAAUGGUUAGCACUCUGGACUUUGAAUUCAGUGAUCCGAGUUCAGAUCUCGGUAGAACCCAUUUUUUUUAAUAAUUGUGAUUUUUUUUUAUCUUUUCAUUUUUAGCUCGACUAUUCGAUAAGAAUAAGUGGAGCUAUUGCAGUCACCCGAGCGUCGGCGUCGGCGUAACCACUUAUGUUAAAGUUUUUGUAAUAGUUCAAAUAUUUUCAAAGUCCAUUGACAUAUGGCUUUGAAACUUUGCACACUUGUUCAACAUCAUGACCCCAACCUGUAAACAGGAGGAGGUAACUCUAUCAAGCAUUUUGACAGAAUUAUGCCCCUUUUUCGACUUAGAAUUUACGUUAAAGUUUUUGUAAUAGUUCAAAUAUUUUCAAAGUCCAUUGACAUAUGGCUUUGAAACUUAACACACUUGUUCACCAUCAUGACCCCAACCUGGAAACAGGAGGAGGUAACUCUAUCAAGCAUUUUGACAGAAUUAUGCCCCUUUUUCGACUUAGAAUUUACGUUAAAGUUUUUGUAAUAGUUCAAAUAUUUUCAAAGUCCAUUGACAUAUGGCUUUGAAACUUUGCACACUUGUUCACCAUCAUGACCCCAACCUGUAAACAGGAGGAGGUAACUCUAUCAUGCAUUUUGACAGAAUUAUGCCCCUUUUUCGACUUAGAAUUUACGUUAAAGUUUUUGUAAUAGUUCAAAUAUUUUCAAAGUCCAUUGACAUAUGGCUUUGAAACUUUGCACACUUGUUCACCAUCAUGACCCCAACCUGUAAACAGGAGGAGGUAACUCUUUCAAACAUUUUAUUUACUAUCAAGCACUAAGAAUAGUCGAGCGUUGCUGUCCUACCGACAGCUCUUGUUAUACUCAAUUAUUGGCCAAAAAAGACUUCUUAAGUUUAAUAUGAUCAUAUAAAGCAACAUGUCGGCUUCUUCAUUCAUUGCACGAUCCGUGUAAAUAUAUAUCUUAAAAGAUAUAUAUGUAUAUACAAUUAUAUUUUUCCAGCUUCUAUAGCUGGACUCCUGUUAAUUACAUUGUACCAUAUUUAUAAAUUUAGUGUUGUUCUAUAGAAGGAAUUUUGGUAAGCUAAACUUGUAGUGAAAUGUAUUUGAACUAUAAUUUCUCUUAAAGAACUCGAUUUUAGGCUUUGAAGUUAAUAUAUUUACCUUGUCAUUGGUCAGGUAAUUGAAUGUAUAUGUGGAUUAAGUGUAGUUAUAGGUUAAUAAAAUUAUAUGUUUAAGUUCUUUUUCCGUAAAAAGAUGGAGACAUAGAACGAAUUGCAUGUCAAUGAAGUAAAAGCUUGUCAUUUACAUAUAAUAUGAAUAAAUAGAGGGUAUUAUGAAUGAGUUAAGCUUCAAUACUAAAUUUAUUAGAUAAGAUAAAUAAAAUUAUUCGAUUAUUGUUCGAGCCUCUGGUGAUCAUGAAAUUUGUUAUUCAACAAGUUUAAUGAAUUUAGUUUUGAACAUAUACGAAACUAAUAUAAUACAUUUUAUCACAUUACGAAAUAAAACGCAAAACCUUCACAAAUUGUACAUCUAUACAGUGGUACGAUUUCGCCAUAGUACGUAUCCUCUCCAAAUUCUUACAUAGUUACUCCCCUUUGAUAAAUGAUCGUCAUUGACCCUGCACAAAAAUUUCCUUGAACUGUUUUCUCUCGUGGAAAUACCAGAUAAGAACAUAUCUAUUUCGAUAUUUCUCUCAGAGCAGCUUCUGAUCUAAGAAUACAAUAUUCAAUAAUAAAAGCAUCAUACUGGCGUCAUUUUAAAGUCUUACUUCCAGCAAUGAAAUAAAAGCUGACAAGAUGGACAGUAAUCUAAACAUAGACACACUUUGUGAGAAAUUAUCACCUGAAUUGCAAAAAAGUGGUGUUCAAAGAAAUAAGAUACUCAGUCCGUGUAAAAUGACACAUAGAUGUUAUAUUUGUGAUAAAACAUUUACUCAACGAAGAUCUCUGAAAACACAUAUGACAAUACAUACUGGCGAGAAGAAUCAUGUAUGUAAAAUUUGUGAUAAAGCAUUUUCUGAUCGAAGUUCUUUGAAUAGACAUAUGAGAAUACAUACUGGCGAGAAGAAUCAUGUAUGUGACAUAUGUGAUAAAGCAUUUUCUCAACGAAGUAAUUUGAUCAAUCAUAUGACAAUACAUACUGGCGAGAAGAAUCAUGUAUGUGGCAUAUGUGAUAAAGCAUUUUCUUAUCGAAGUCAUUUGAUGACUCAUAUGACAAUACAUACUGGCGAGAAGAAUCAUGUAUGUAAAAUUUGUGCCAAAACCUUUUCUCACCGAAUUUCUCUGAAUAUCCAUAUGACAAAACACACUGGUGAGAAGAAUCAUAAAUGUGAAAUGUGUGAUAAAAAAUGUUCUCAACGAAGUAAUCUAAAUACACAUAUGACAAUACAUACUGGCAAGAAAAAUCAUGUAUGUAACAUAUGUGAUAAAGCAUUUUCUCAACAAAAGUCUCUCAAUACACAUAUGACAAUACACACUGGCAACAAGAAUCAUCGAUGUAAACUAUGUGAUAAAACAUUUUGUCACCGAAGUUCUCUCAAUACACAUAUGACAUUACACACUGGAGAGAAGAAUCAUAUAUGUAAAAUAUGUGAUAAAGCAUUUUCUCAACAAAUUUAUUUGAUCAAGCAUAUGACAAUACAUACUGGCGAGAAGAAUCAUAUUUGUAAAAUAUGUGAUAAAGCAUUUUCUCAACAAAGUAAUUUGAUAAGGCAUAUGACAAUACACACUGGCGACAAGAAUCAUAGAUGUGACUUGUGUGAUAAAGCAUUUUCUCACCGAAGUAGUUUGAUCAACCAUAUGACAAUACACACAGGCGAGAAGAAUCAUAUAUGUAAAAUAUGUGAUAAAGCAUUUUCCCGUCAAAGUCUUUUGGUCAGGCAUAUGGCAAUACACAAUGGGGAGGAAAAAUUAUGAAUGUAAAAUGUGUGAUAGAUCAUUUUCUCAAGGAAGUUGUCUGAAUAAACAUAUGACAUUACAUACUGGCGAAAAGAAUCAUGUAUGUGACAUAUGUGAUAAAGCAUUUUCACAACGAAGUAGUUUGAUCAACCAUAUAACAAUACACACUGGCGAAAAGAAAUAUAGGUGUGACAUAUGUGAUAAAGCAUUUUCACAACGAAGUCAUUUGAAAACGCAUAUAACAAUACACACUGGCGAAAAGAAAUAUAGGUGUAAAAUGUGUGAUAAAGCAUUUUCUCAGCAAAGUCCUUUGGUCAGGCAUAUGACAAUACACAAUGGGGAGAAAAAUUAAGAAUGUAAAAUAUGUGAUAGAUCAUUUUCUCAACGAAGUUCUCUGAAUAAACAUAUGACAUUACAUACUGGCGAAAAGAAAUAUAGGUGUGAAAUGUGUGAUAAAGCAUUUUCUCAGCAAAGUCCUUUGGUCAGGCAUAUGACAAUACACAAUGGGGAGGAAAAAUUAUGAAUGUAAA
Molecule: messenger RNA, 4974 nt
Organism: Ruditapes philippinarum (Manila clam)
Lineage: Eukaryota; Metazoa; Mollusca; Bivalvia; Venerida; Veneridae
Product: zinc finger protein 600-like
Exons: 3
Coding region: 3344-4462 (372 amino acids)
Biological process (GO): regulation of transcription by RNA polymerase II
Cellular component (GO): nucleus
Molecular function (GO): RNA polymerase II cis-regulatory region sequence-specific DNA binding; DNA-binding transcription activator activity, RNA polymerase II-specific
Source: RefSeq, a predicted model, not a curated record